Molecule: messenger RNA, 1246 nt
Organism: Drosophila rhopaloa
Lineage: Eukaryota; Metazoa; Arthropoda; Insecta; Diptera; Drosophilidae
Product: trypsin-4
Exons: 3
Coding region: 321-1127 (268 amino acids)
Biological process (GO): proteolysis
Molecular function (GO): serine-type endopeptidase activity
Source: RefSeq, a predicted model, not a curated record
AAACCAGAUUAAGUUCAAGCUCUAUUAAGUACCGAAAUGUGGUAACCUUUUCAGUUUUCAUCCACCCGCUACGGCAAAUAACCAAUGCUCUUGCGGAAGUUCAUUGCCGCCGUCACCGUUGUAAACAGUAUUAAAAUCACAGAAUUUGGAAGAUAGGCAAAGAAAAAACCCAACUGACAAUGGUUAAUUACGGGCACCGGCACAGCUUCUUCCGAAACCGUGUUCCAGACUAGAUAACGACCUCAAUUGAUAAAGCGCCAGCGAAAUAUAUCGACUAACGGAUUCCAAGUGCUGGUUAGUUUCCACUCGUCCGCAGAGCCAUGCAAAAGCCUCGAGCCCCCACCUUGUUCGUACUUCUGGCUGGGAUCAGUCUGAUCCUGGCGGCAUCGCGCGCAGAUGCCGCAGCCCAACGACCACCGGACAGUCGGAUCGUCAACGGUCGCGAAGCUGUUGAGGGUGAAUUCCCAUACCAACUCUCACUGCGCCGCCAAACGGUGCACAUAUGCGGCGCCUCGGUCCUGUCCAGCAACUGGGCCAUCACGGCCGCCCACUGCAUCGACGGCCACGAGCAGCAGCCCCGGGAGUUCACCUUGCGCCAGGGCAGCGUCCUGCGUUCCACGGGCGGAACCGUCCAGCCGGUGAAGGCCAUCCACAAGCAUCCGGCCUACGAUCGGGCGGAUAUGAACUUCGACGUGGCCCUUUUGAGAACGGCAGACGGAGCACUCAGUUCGCCGCUGGGUAAAGUAGCGCCCAUUCGGUUGCCCGCCGUGGGUGAGAAGCUUUCUGACAGCGUGCCAGCCAUUGUCUCCGGCUGGGGACACAUGAGCACCACAAAUCCCGUCCUCUCACCGGUUCUUAAGAGCACCACUGUGCUAACGGUCAAUCAGGAGAAGUGUCACAACGACCUGCGCUACCAUGGAGGCGUCACCGAAGCAAUGUUCUGUGCGGCCGCCAGAAACACGGAUGCUUGUCAAGGUGACAGCGGAGGUCCGAUUAGUUCCCAAGGCACCCUCAUCGGAAUUGUAUCCUGGGGAGUGGGCUGCGCGGAUCCGUACUAUCCGGGAGUCUAUACCCGCCUAGCACAUCCCACUAUUCGCCGCUGGAUACGCCUGCUCACAAAGCUGUAGAAUUUUAAGACUUAUUAUUUUGAACCAAUACAUAAAAAUACUACUGCAUAAACUAGUUUAACUUUCCAUUCUAGCUCUUAAUUAGUGAUAGGCCGCUUUUAGAAAGCACCAUUCCCAGA